CCUCAACGAGAAAAUACAGUAGAGAUUAAGGCAACAAGUGCAGUACUUUAUUACAGCUUAUCCAGUGAUUAUACAACCUUCUUCCAAAUCUCUCCUGACACCAUCCACUGACACAAUCACAUACAUAUUACACACACAUUAUCUCUCUCCCUCUCUCAUCUCUCCCAUAUCUCUCUCUACUACUUGUAUAAUCUCUCUCUCUCACACAUAUCUCUCUCUUGUCUUUUAUAUCUCUCCGGCUAAACUCCAACCCCCAGAAAAAGCCCCUUUGACUUUUUUCUCACCACCCCAUAUCAUUUUUAUUCCCAAUCAUCAUCUCCCACCACCACUACACAUUCAUACACACACAGAGUUCUGUAUUUUCCAGCCAGGUAAUAUAUACACAAAUAUUGAUACAUAGAUAUUGAGAAAUCUAUAUUUACCAAGCCCAUCUGUCUACUCACUGGAUCUGCCCUGAUCAGCUCCCUCCUUCAUUCUCCGGCGAGGCCUUGUUUUCCGGCAAGGUGGUCUGUCUCUUUACUGGCUACUUGAGCUGGCUCUCUGCUUCAAGUUGGGUUGUUUGCAUUGCAGCUGCUAAGAGUUCAGAUUCUACAAGAACAUGCAAAUAAUGAAUCCUGCUCAACCUGAGUCGACAAUAAAUGAUCAGAACGGGAUAUCCAGUCAUCCAAAUGGCUAUGAGAAAACAGCUCCUGUUUCAGCAGAGCUCAAAACUGAAAAUGGCUACAGAAAGUCCCCAGAACAUGAUGUACAUGCGGAUGAUUUCACCGAAUAUAGUAAAGAAGUCUCCAAAGAUUCAGUUGCUGCUAGUGGGGUGCAUGCAGAAAAUCUUCUUGCCGACUCAGUUAUAUAUACUGAUAAAAACAUUUUGGAAUCUGACCUGCCAGAGUUGAUCGUCUGCUACCAAGAUAGCACUUUUCAUGAUGUCAAGGAUAUAUGUGUGGAUGAGGGGAUGCCUGCUGAGGACAAGUGCCUGACAGAUAAUCUUGUGAGUGGAAAUAGCACCUUGCCUUCAAAAAAUUUCAGGCAUACUGAUUUAACUGAAGAAGCUGAUACUGAUAUAUCGUAUGAAGAAGACUUUAAAUCUUCGCCGUAUAAAGAUUUCAGAGAGAAUGAUUCUGCUGAGGGUGUGGAUAAAGGUGAGGAUAAUUUGGACAAGGAUACUGCUUAUAAUGGUGAUUCUUUUCAACAAAAAUCUUCUCCAGAAUCUAACAAAGAUCAGAAUUCUGCGAGCUUCCUUAUGAGUCAGAUUCAGACAGAUAAAGAAGAGUUCACCGCAGUUGAUAAGACAGAUGAAAUUGCUUGUAAUACUCCUACAAGUCCGAUUCAGACAGGUGAAUUAGAGUGCAAUGCAAUUGACAAGACAACUGAAAUUGUUCGUGAUAGCACGCUUUCAAGUGAAGACCUUUGCGGUGAAACCUCACUUGAAUCUCUGCUCAAAUCUGCAAAGGGUGGUGAAGAUAAGAGCAGCCAACAGUCUGAUGAGAUAUCAGGUGCACAUGAGAGUCCUGUAAGGACAGAAGCAUCAAACAGAAACAGUUUGGAUGAUCUACUUGACAGCGGGGUUAUCUCUUUUAAUGUUGAAUCUUCGAAACUUUCCCCCAUUACCAUAGAUGAGAUUGACAAAACUGCCAUUGCACAACAGCUCAAGUCAGAGAAAAAGCUUAUUAAUGAUGAUGGGAUUUCUGAUAGUCGUCUUGUCAUCAAUGACAAAAUUAAACGUGACCAAGGAGAGUCUAGUUUCUCUGUUGCAGGGCCCCUAGCAGAUGCAGUUCCUUAUUCGGGGCACGUACCAUUCUCUGGCAGCAUUUCUCUUCGAUCUGAUAGCAGCACAACCAGCACUAGAUCCUUUGCCUUCCCUGUAUUACCAAAUGAAUGGAAUAGCAGUCCCGUAAGAAUGGCGAAAGCUGAUCGAAGAAAUUAUAGGAGGCAGAGAGGAUGCUUUUCCAGACUUCUUUGCUGUAGAUUCUAAAUGCCCCUAAUUUAUUCGUAGCUUCUUAGUUCAGCUAUAUACAAGUCACCAAGUACCCGUAAAUAUAUACCUCAAUGAUCUCUCUUGGUUUGAGUUGAUACCUAUAGUAGGUUCACAAGACUAUUAAAAGUUGUGAGUUGUGAUCCUAAGCUUAUCUAGAACUUAGUUUUGCAUCUUCUUAUUUUACAUUGGUUUGGGUUUUA
Messenger RNA from Daucus carota subsp. sativus, 2172 nucleotides. RefSeq lists its product as uncharacterized. The coding region runs from base 599 to 1969 and encodes 456 amino acids. Lineage: Eukaryota; Viridiplantae; Streptophyta; Magnoliopsida; Apiales; Apiaceae. The transcript has 5 exons. The record is from RefSeq and is a predicted model, not a curated record. Gene Ontology annotation, biological process: regulation of asymmetric cell division.